This is a messenger RNA of Trichomonas vaginalis G3, 1428 nucleotides long. Its product is annotated as armadillo (ARM) repeat-containing protein family. Bases 1 to 1428 code for a protein of 475 amino acids. The transcript has a single exon. NCBI's taxonomy places the organism in Eukaryota, Parabasalia, Trichomonadida, Trichomonadidae. The record is from RefSeq and is a predicted model, not a curated record.
AUGAUUGAUGAUUACAAAUGUGAUGAUAUAACAGACAAAAAGGCAGAUCCAAAUCAAGAUAAAGGGCUUUCAGCUAGAAUUAGUAACUACAAAUCCGAACUUGAUUAUUUUUUAGAAACUCCUAAUGAAGAUCUAUCAUUUGAUUCUAUUGAAAAUUUUUUACAAGAUAUGAUUAAUUUAAAUGCAUUCACUAGAUCAGAACAGUUUACAGAUCUUAAUUUCUUUAACAAAUCUAUGUACUUUCGUCAAAAUUUCCAAGAUCAUUCAGAAUUUUUACACUUAGACUUAUCCCAAGUCGAAUUCUUCAAAGUAGAAACAUUAGAAUCUCUAUUUUCACAAGAUUAUUUCAAUUAUUUGAUGAAUUUUAUGAAUUAUAAUCCAGAUCCAAGCGCCAUUACAGAAAAAGAUUGCUGCAGAUAUGCAAUUAACAUAUUAGACAUAAUCAUACUCAAAAACCCUGAAUUUGGUGCUUUAUUUGUUGAUGAGAAAUUUUUACAAAAAUUAUUCGUAAUUUAUCAAAUAAUGAGUGCAGAUAUCGAUGCAACUAAGAAAACAAAAGAGAAAAGAAACAUAACAAUAUCAAGAAACUGUUUGAUCGAAGCAUGGCUUCAUUUAAUUGCAGAUAUAACUCUUUUUAAUCCUGAUUCAAUUAAAACAAUUUUUUCACCACCACAGCUCUUUAAUAUUACAAUGAGUCUCAUGAGCAGAGUUAACCAAGUCAAUCCUUCAUGUGUCUAUGUAAUUAUUAUGGCAAUUACUUCUAAUGACCAAGAGUUUCUUGAAGCAUUUUCAAAUGAUGUUUCAAUCAACUCAAUUUCCUUUUAUUUACAAGUUAAAGACCAGAAAAUGAGAAGUUCAAGUGCUUCUGCACUCAGAAUUAUUUCUAAAACAAUUUCUGGACUUGUUUUAGAACCUUCUAUUUUAGAUUUAGAAUAUGAUAACUCAUCUUUGACUGUUGAAGAAGGAAUUCACUUAUCUGAUAUGAUGAGCAAUAUAAUAUUAACAGACGACCCAAGAAUGUGCCAAAUUAUGGUUCAAUCAAAGUUAUUUGAAUCAAUUAUUAGAUUAUCAGAGAAUUCUGUGUUUCAAGUAAGAAAUUCUGUAGGAAGAUUGAUAUGCAUUUGCAUGUCAUCAAGUAUUACAGAAUUAGUUGAUUUUCUGCUCAAAAAUUACCAAGAUAUAGUUUUUUCAACAAUUAAAAUGCUAGUUUCAUCAUCAGUACAAUUCAAAGUUGAUGCAAUAAUAGCAGCACAUAAAAUCUUUGAAUAUUGUAACUCAUUUACUGUCCAAAACGGAAAAGCAAUUUUAGAUGCUUUUCUGGAUCCUGAUUUUAUAGAUGAUAUAUAUGAAGCCUUUCCUGAAGAUGUUCCAGAAAAAAUUCAGAUGAUGAUAACUGAAUUAGAAAAUUAUGUUUCUUCACAAGAAUAA